UUAAAAAUUGAAAAUUUUGAUAAACAAAAAUUUUACUUAGUAAAAGAUCUAGCUUUUUUAUUUAGCAGAUAACUAUGUCGCUAAAAUACAAACGAAUUUGCAUAGAAUAAACUAUUGUUUUACUUGUUUCCAAUUAGAAUCUAACUAGACUACGUUGGAAUUCACAGACAUUUUAACAUAUUAUUGCAAGAAAUAAUAAUAAAAUGCGAAUGCGUUAACUAUUGUAAAUGCAAACAUUACACACUCAGCAUGCCGACCUUCUUAACACCAGGCCGGCACGGCUAUAGUGUCCGUUUUUCAAGAACAAGACCUGAUGCUUUAGCUGUAGCGACUAGUCAGUACUAUGGGUUAGCUGGUGGAGGCACAUUAUUUUUCCUUGAGAUUGCACCAGAUGGUUCCACAAUAGUGGAAGUACAAAAACUAGAGUGGACUGAUGGAUUAUUUGAUGUUACAUGGUCGGGUACGUCAGACGGUGUCGCGGCAUGCGGUUCAGGCGAUGGCACGAUUAUCGUAUGGCGUGUGGGAUGCGCCGCGCCCCUGCGAGUGUUGCGCGCGCAUCACAGUGAAGUCUGUUCUGUUGAUUGGAUGCGAACGCAUUUGCUAAGCGCCAGUUGGGAUACUACGGUCAAAUUGUGGGACCCCGAAUCGGAAACAUGUCUCAACACAUUCGCGGGUCAUUCCCAACUGGUUUACACGGCGGCGUUCUCCCCUCACUCACCAGCGACUUUUGCGUCGGUGUCGGGUGAUGGUCAUCUCAAACUGUGGUCCUGUACGGAAUCCUCAAGGCCUGCGGCGGUCGUCAAAGCCCACGAUGCUGAGGUGUUAUCCUGUGACUGGAGUAAGUCGGAAAGCCACGUGGUAGCAACGGCUGGUUCUGACGGACUCAUUCGAGGCUGGGACCUUCGGAGACUGACUGCGCCUAUGUUCACUCUUAAAGGUUGUGAAUGUGCGGUUAGGAGGGUUCAGUUUUCGUCGCAUGCGCCGUCGAUAGUAGCGGCUGUGUCAUACGAUUUUACUACAAGGAUAUGGGACUUAAAACGCGGCUGUGAUCCAUUAGAAACGAUAAGACACCAUUCGGAAUUCACAUACGGCCUCGACUGGAAUACGUUGAGGCCGCACCAGAUCGCCGAUUGUGGGUGGGACUCUUUGGUUCACGUUUUCACACCGAGAUCGCUCGUCUGAAGAGCCAGAGAUGUGGCUGUUGUGAAUAUAGGCUGUGGUUAAAUGUGAAUGACAGUGACAUAUUCGGUAUUGAUAACUGUCAGAUAUUAGUGCAUUGUAAAAACCUUGAUUGGGAAUACUAAUUAAAUAAACGUGUUCAUAUCUUAAAGAAAAUCAGUGGUUAGCUUAGUAAUGAUUUUGCACCCGAUUCCAAUAUUCGUACGUAAUUUUGCCGUGUUUAUUCCAGCCAUUUAGAUUAUAGAUCGCAGUUUUAAUUAAAUUUUUAAUGUUGACAACAUUGUAGUUGGACAUAUUGAUACUUAAUAUUAAAACCAUAUUAAUAGUAUCUAUUUACGAAUUAUUGAGUAACACGGCUGUCAUGUUGACUACUAAAAACAUGAUUUAUAUGCAACGGUUUUGGAGGGAAAUUUCAAAAUGUCAGGUGAACAAGUGACAUUUUAGAUUCUUCUAGGCACAGAUAUUGCAAUUUACUUAAACAAUUUUAUCAAGUGUUACAUGUUAAAUGUUUUUUUUUUAAUUAUCCUACAAAAAAGUUUAAGAAAAUUAUCUCCCAAUGUUAUUUGUUUGAUGGUAUUACUCUCUACUAAAAUAUAUGCCAUAUUUAAGAAUUCAAGAUAGUACAACUUCCUUUAUAUAAAAAAUAUAUUUCCUUCAAGAGCAUACCAAUUCUCAAAAGACCAGCAACGUAUCCGCGAUCCCUCGGGGAAUAACAGUGUCUAUGGGAGGCAUCAUUUAACAUUAGGUGAGCUUCCUACCCGUUUUCCCUAUAAAAAUAUGCGUACAGCUCCGUUACGCUGAUUUUUUUUAUAUUUUUACGACAGUGCUUGUAUUACGUAUACUAUGUUUAUUUGCUCAACGCAGGAAUUGUAUAUAAUCGUAUUGUUAUGUAUAUAAUGUGAAUACUUUAAACAUAAGGGAUAAAUGUACUGUAUAUUGUGUUAAGAAAUAUAUUGUUUUGUUAAUUCUCCAAAUAUUAAAUAAAAAUAUAAUUCGA
Molecule: messenger RNA, 2176 nt
Organism: Pieris rapae (cabbage white)
Lineage: Eukaryota; Metazoa; Arthropoda; Insecta; Lepidoptera; Pieridae
Gene: Pex7
Product: peroxisomal targeting signal 2 receptor
Exons: 8
Coding region: 250-1182 (310 amino acids)
Biological process (GO): protein import into peroxisome matrix
Cellular component (GO): peroxisomal matrix; cytosol
Molecular function (GO): protein binding
Source: RefSeq, a predicted model, not a curated record